Messenger RNA from Rana temporaria (common frog), 1702 nucleotides. It is a transcript of the gene SCAMP3, whose product is annotated as secretory carrier membrane protein 3. Bases 64 to 1113 code for a protein of 349 amino acids. Gene Ontology annotation, biological process: protein transport. Gene Ontology annotation, cellular component: recycling endosome membrane; trans-Golgi network membrane. The transcript is spliced from 9 exons. NCBI's taxonomy places the organism in Eukaryota, Metazoa, Chordata, Amphibia, Anura, Ranidae. The record is from RefSeq and is a predicted model, not a curated record.
GCGUCACGCGGAGGUCACAUGGGCGGAGGGGGAGGCGGGUCAUGUGACCGGCAGUGAUCGGAGAUGGCGGAUCGGGGGAAUCCGUUCGGGGAGACGGACAAUCCGUUCCAGGACCCGGCUGUGGUGGAGCAUCGCCCCGGCAACCAAUACGCCACGCUGGACGUCUACAACCCCUUCGAGAGCCGCGGGAUCCCGCCCCCGCCCCCGUACAACGAGCAGUCCGCAUUUCAGGCUCCAGCUACUCUUCCUACAGUCCCGGCGCAACCGGCCGCCCCCCCGGGGAAGAAGACGAGCCCAACGGAGCCGAAAAACUACGGAUCCUAUGGAAGCCAGGAAACCACAGCGGCGGCGGCCACGGCGGAUCUCCUGCGGCGUCAGGAGGAGUUGAAUCGGAAAGCGGAGGAGCUGGACCGACGGGAGAGAGAACUGCAGAAUACGGCUCUGGGGGGAUCUGCCGGGAGGCAGAAUAAUUGGCCCCCGUUGCCCUCCUUCUGCCCCGUCCAGCCGUGCUUCUACCAGGACAUCGGUGUGGACAUCCCGCAGGACUUCCAGAAGACGGUGAAGAUCAUGUACUACGUGUGGCUGGUCAGCGCGGGAACAUUAUUCCUCAACUUCCUGGCGUGUUUGGCGUGGUUCAUCACGGACGGUUCUCAGGGCUCCGGGUUCGGCAUGUCCAUCCUGUGGAUGAUCCUCUUCACCCCGUGCUCCUUCAUCUGCUGGUACCGCCCUCUCUACAAGGCGUUCAAGAGUGACAGUUCCUUCAACUUCUUCGUUUUCUUCUUCAUCUUCCUUGUCCAGGACAUCCUCUACGUUCUCCAGGCCGUCGGCAUUCCUGGAUGGGGUUUCAGCGGCUGGAUCGCUGCCUUCACCGCCAUGAAAGGGAACACCGGCGUCGGGGUGCUGAUGAUAUUCGUCGCCAUUUUCCUGACGGGGACGGCCGUCAUGGGGAUCGUCAUGCUGAAGCGGGUCCACUCGAUUUACCGCCGAACCGGCGCCAGUUUCCAGAAGGCCCAGCAGGAGUUCGCCGCCGGUGUUUUCACUAAUCAGACCGUGCGCACGGCCGCCGCCCAGGCAGCAGCGGGAGCCGCCCAAAACUCCUUCAAACCCCAAUAAAGGAAAAAAUAUAUUUGUAGCGCCAUCUGGUGGCCGCACACUGCUCUACCGGGACUGUUCUGACAGUACCGCCCCCCCCUUUUCUGGCGACUGUGGGAGGGGCCUGCUCUACAUUACCACUCCUUCUCUGGCGACUGUGGGAGGGGCCCUGCUGACCAUAAAUACUGCCCCCUUCCUGGUGACUGUGGGAGGGGCCCUGCUGACCAUUAACACUGCCCUCCCCCUGGUGACUGUGGGAGGGGCCCUGCUGUCCAUUAACACCCGUUUUGUGUGUCUGUAUUACCGCCCCCCUCCUGUGAAGUAGGUGUGCGUGGCGCUGUCUGGGGGCGGAGCACGGCACCAGGCUGUGCUGUGAUGAAGUCACUCCCCCGCGGAUCCCCCAUACUCAGGAUUUCCCUGUCCUGUCAGUGCCUGUGGAGGGGGCUGUAUCGCCCGCUGUAGCCGCCAUGUCACGGGGUGUGCAUGCCUCAUGUUUACAUGUAUGUUGUGUUAACUGGAUUUAAGCAUGUUCUUUAUCUUGGACUAUCCCCACCCCUCGUGGGAGGGGCCUGAGGAUUAGCUGAUGCCAAAUUAAAGUUUUAUGAAAUCA